UUAGAUAAAAGCUGCAGUCACACUGCAGCUGAAUGACAGCCCUGCUUUUCUGCACGAGCCGGCAUCAUAGUUGCUCGAAAUUUCUGAUAGUACGUAAAUUUUUUGUUUUGUAAGGUCCCCAGCUAAAUUUACAGACAAUUUAACAAUGUCUCUAGAACAGCUCAAGGCGGAUUCUAGUGAAUUCGGCGCGUUGUUGGAGCAGGCGAAGGGAGCGCGUGUUAAGGCGGCUUUAACGCAGGCCAAAGCCGAAGUGGAUCGGGAAAUUAUCAAUUUGGAGAUUAAGGCUCGCCUGGCUGCUGAACGCCAGGCAUCUGGUGGCACAGCUGGCAGCGAUACCAAAAGAUAUUUGCACGAAUUAACCGACUAUGGCUGGGAUCAGAGUGCCAAGUUUGUGAAGCUAUUCAUUACGCUAAAUGGCGUACAGCAAUGCCAAGAAGAUGCGGUCACUGUCAACUACACAGAACACUCACUGCAGCUGCACGUGCGCGAUCUUAAUGGGAAGGACUUUGGAUUGAGCGUCAACAAUCUGUUGUUUGCCAUCGAUGUAGCGAAGAGUUACCGCAAAAUAAAGACCGACAUGGUGGCCAUUUAUUUGAAGAAAGCAGAGGAGGGCCAAAACUGGGACGUGCUCACAUCCAUACAGAAGCGCUUGAAGCAGAAGGCGGACAACGAAUUGGCCAAGGAUAAUGCAAAUCCAGAGGAGGCGCUGGUCAACAUUAUGAAGAAAAUGUACAACAGCGGCGAUUCAAAGACGAAACAGGUCAUUGCCAAGGCCUGGACUGAAAGUCAGGAGAAGGCGCGUUUUGGUCCGGAUGCUAACAGUGGUCCUGGUGGUGGCCUAGGCGGACUUGGGGAUCUCGGCAGUCUGGGAAAUUUGUAGAUAGGAGACGUAUUCACAUACUUAAUGUGAUAUGCACAAAAUUAAUAAAUGUAUGUGUGGCGAUGCUGGCGUAAAAUUCCACAAGUUUAAAAUAAAACUAAAAUAACAAUACAAUAA
Messenger RNA from Drosophila sulfurigaster albostrigata, 997 nucleotides. RefSeq names its product calcyclin-binding protein. NCBI's taxonomy places the organism in Eukaryota, Metazoa, Arthropoda, Insecta, Diptera, Drosophilidae. The coding region runs from base 146 to 880 and encodes 244 amino acids. The record is from RefSeq and is a predicted model, not a curated record. Gene Ontology annotation, biological process: heart development. Gene Ontology annotation, molecular function: S100 protein binding; tubulin binding; ubiquitin protein ligase binding. The transcript has 3 exons. Gene Ontology annotation, cellular component: nucleus.